AUGUUGUUGGCCGUGGUGACGUUCUCCUCCACCUACGUGUUGGUGGCUCUCAGCAUAGACCGUUACUACGCCAUCAAAUACCCGAUGAACUUCUCCGGCAGCUGGAGAAGAGCUAGAAUCCUUGUGGUGACAGCAUGGGCUCUGGCUCUGGUGUUGUCCAUACCAAUUGGCGUGCUGUACCAUGAGAGACCAGUCCAGGGCCGCAUGCAGUGCUGGAUAGAGUUCUCCGAGCCGUGGCAAUGGCAACUCUACAUGACCCUGGUGGCAACAGCUGUCUUUGUAGCCCCUGCCUUCAUAAUCUCUAUCUGCUAUGCUCUCAUAGUCACCACCAUCUGGGCCAAGAGCAAACUCUACACCCACAAACCAACUCUCGAUGACACAAGGCGAGCAAGUUCCAGAGGAAUCAUUCCACAAGCCAAAGUGAAGACUGUCAAAAUGACGUUUAUUAUUGUACUUGUGUUCGUGCUCUGCUGGAGUCCUUAUAUAGUGUUUGAUUUGCUGCAAGUCUACGGCUACAUUCCUCGCACACAGAGUAACAUCGCGGUGGCAACACUGAUCCAGAGCCUGGCUCCACUCAACUCUGCUGCUAACCCUAUCAUUUAUUGUAUGUUUAGUGCUAGCAAGGCCACAAGAUAAAUCAGUGUAGUGACAAUAUGUCUGUGUUUUGUACUCAACUAAGUUGUUUGUAGAUGAAUUAAACAACACACUGUGUGGAAAUAGUUGAUUAGGAUUAAACUAUUUGUCUACUA
Molecule: messenger RNA, 749 nt
Organism: Homalodisca vitripennis (glassy-winged sharpshooter)
Lineage: Eukaryota; Metazoa; Arthropoda; Insecta; Hemiptera; Cicadellidae
Product: cardioacceleratory peptide receptor-like
Exons: 5
Coding region: 1-636 (211 amino acids)
Biological process (GO): G protein-coupled receptor signaling pathway
Cellular component (GO): membrane
Molecular function (GO): vasopressin receptor activity
Source: RefSeq, a predicted model, not a curated record